Folsomia candida is the source of this 1924-nucleotide messenger RNA. RefSeq lists its product as uncharacterized. The record is from RefSeq and is a predicted model, not a curated record. Lineage: Eukaryota; Metazoa; Arthropoda; Collembola; Entomobryomorpha; Isotomidae. The coding region runs from base 154 to 1371 and encodes 405 amino acids. The transcript is spliced from 3 exons.
GAAUUCUCCUCGGUUCCUCAGUCCACACACAUCUGUCAAUAUCCAAGUUUUGCUUACUUUUGCUGUUUAUGUCCAGAAAAACAUACCUUUUUAACACAAGUUUAGAGAAAAUUAUCGUCACAAUACCAUAUUUCCAAUAUUAUAUUUCCAGUCAUGAUUUUUGUAAUCAUGGAAGAAUUCUUGUCCUCAUUAGUGGACUUUUUGUCCGUUAUAUCCGUUUUGUGUAAAACUCUCCCCUAUCUAUCGAUCCUAUUAUUGGUAAUGGUAGGUAUCAUAAAUUUCCAGAAUCCUGGCAAAAUUGAUAAGCGUGCAAAAAAUUCGGCUAACUCUAACAAACCGAAAAUAAACCCCGAAGAUUCAACAUUUUUUAAAACGUUGCGCCAAACCCGACCCGAUUUACUCGAUAAGAUCGACUUUCUCCAGGAGCAUGUCGUCUUGCCUUAUCUGAACCGGAAUGUGUACUGGAAUGCGGGCCAGUUCGAGGAGAAAGUGUCGCGAGGUUUAAUCAUUCAUGGGGACGAUGCCGUGACCGCGAAACAAUUAGCGCAGGCUUUAGCGAUCGAACUAUUUGACAUGCAUGAUGUCCCUGUACUCGAUAAAGUGUUGUAUAAAUUGUUUCGUGGAAAGUUUGACAACAUUUAUCACGUGGGCAAUUCGACUAACCCAUUGAUUCGAAGGGAGAGUUUGGAUGAGGACAUGAUAAGUCUAUUCAAGGCGGCAAGCGAUAAUCCAUCCGCAUUGAUAUUCGUGACAGGUGUCGACACCCUGCUGGGGGAGGAGGAGGAUGGAAAAAGUGAUAAGUCCCCAUUGCACAUCCUGACAGAAGCUUUUUCCAAAAAAUUGGACCAACUUUACCUCGAAGAAGAGAUCUUUGUCGUUAUUCAUGUAAACAAACUGGAAGACAUCGAUAUUUCCCGGGGUUUAUCACCUUUCCGGAAAUUUCUUCACCUCCCACUAAUUAAAACUGCAAAGGCACGACGGGACGAGUUAGCCUCGGAAACAGAACACUGGGCGAAUAAACCGAGCACGGAAAUAUUGGACUUGAUGGCUGAGAGAUGUAUGUCAUUCGGCGAGGAGGAAAUUGAUAUCGGAAUAGCAGAACUUUGCGCAGCCGCAUACCGCCAAAGUUUGAACCGAUUUGUGCAACAGGAUGGAUUUAAUCCGGCAAAAACCCGGAUUCGUGACGAGGACAUUAAUCCAUCCAUUUUGGAUUGGGAGAAGGCAUGGACCGAGGUUUGCCAAAAAAUUGAAAAUGUUCCCGUGAAAGGGGAGGAUUCUGGAAGUAAAAAUGAGCAGAUUGAAGCAGAAGACUGGGCGAUUUUGGAAACGCCACAAGUGGUCGCGGAAGCCCAGGUGACAUCUGGGGAUUAGAAUAGGGGGGGGGGAAUGUCUGGACACUCUUAGAAAUGAGUUCACACACCUCCAUUAAAGUAAAGUUGUAAACAAAUUAAAACUUCGAACUAAACCAUCAACAGUAAAAGGAAGAGAUUAAUGAUCUCGGAUUAUGUUAUACGUUGUUAUUUAAAUAAUAAUAAUAAUUUUAUAUUAAGGAAAUCCUUAAAUACCUUGAUCGUAGUGACCAAGGUAUUCAAGGAUAUAUUUAGGUAUGUAACUUAAAAUUUAUAAGUUUUGUAAAAUUUUUAAUCAAUGAGGCGUCGCAGAUCUCACUUAAUGACAAAAAUUUGUAAUGUAAUUUCCCUUAGAAACAUUUAUAUGUAAAGGAUUUUGUAUAUAAAGUUACGAGCGGUUGCGUGAAUUGGUUCAUUAUUAUUAGUUGAGACUGAUAUAUUUAUAAAUGCACAAAAUAGAAAAAAAGUUUCCAUUAAUUAGAUAUGUAGAAGAUAAUUUAUUAAGUAUUUAUUUCAAAUGUCAUGAUUACCAUGCAUGCCUAAUAUCAAAUAAAUCUGUUUUUAACUAGCGGAAA